Messenger RNA from Elgaria multicarinata webbii, 10014 nucleotides. It is a transcript of the gene MAST2, whose product is annotated as microtubule associated serine/threonine kinase 2. The coding region runs from base 851 to 6649 and encodes 1932 amino acids. The record is from RefSeq and is a predicted model, not a curated record. The transcript is spliced from 29 exons. Lineage: Eukaryota; Metazoa; Chordata; Lepidosauria; Squamata; Anguidae. Gene Ontology annotation, molecular function: magnesium ion binding; microtubule binding; ATP binding. Gene Ontology annotation, cellular component: microtubule cytoskeleton. Gene Ontology annotation, biological process: cytoskeleton organization; peptidyl-serine phosphorylation; intracellular signal transduction.
AUGUAUGCUACUUAACCCUAGGAUAUCAAAUGGAAGGAAGGGCUUCUUUGGGACAGCUCUGUCCGUGAUGAAUAGCUCUGCCAAUGAAUGAAUUCUUACGUAUUCAGAACGCACAACACGUGUUUCAGAUCCUUAAUACAUAAAAGGAGUAGUUAGCUCUCAGCACAGAACUAAAAGAAAAAUUAUCAUGCCUACUACAUUCAGGGAAGGAGAAGGAGCCCAGCAUAUUUGAGACAGCAGAAACAAAAGAAUAUGCUACUGUAUCUGAAGACUCUGACAUCUGCUUUGUCUGUACAAAGGAUAAAGGAAUUCUGCAUGUUGAACAUAAUGAAAUCCAUCUAUAAACGUUGGAUUUUUACAUUUGUUUGAAUUGCUGGAGGAUAUUUUUUUAAGUGAAUUGUGGCACUCCUUGCUCAAGGAAGUAAGAUUUGUGCUUUGGAAGCUUAUUGUGCACACAAGAUAAAUGCAGCUGCUGUAGUUUAAUGAGCUUGUGAGAGAAAUCAAUUUGACCGAAGUAAGGAGAAAAUUUGAAUUGAUUGCUUUUGGCGUCUUGUUCAUGCUUGCAUUCCUAGGUGUUUAACCUGUACACGAAUGUGUGUGUGUGAGCAAAAAACAUCUCCGUGAUGAAAUCCGGAUUUCCAGUUGUCACGGCUACUUAAAUAUGUUGUGACAGUGCCAAUAAGGAAGGAGAUUAAAAUAUAUAUAACUGAUCAGAGGCACCGACUGCCGUUCUUCAUAGUAGAAGCAGCUAAUGUUUCUUUAUUUGCAAAGAAGAAAACAUUGAAAAUAAAGGGGAAACAGGAAGAUAUUGGAAGAUUUUCAUAAUCUAGAGUAGUCAAGAGUUGAAAACAUGGAUGAUUCAAGCAUUCUGCGAAGGAGGGGGUUACAGAAGGAACUUAGUCUCCCUAGAAGAGGAAGUUUAAUCACCUCUCCUUUCCUCUCCCACUGCCGAGGAAGUGAUGUCCACCAGCAUGCGUUCUCCCCUACAUCUGCUCCAGGUCUGCAGCAUCUUAAAAUCCCACUUAGUGCUGACUGUGCCCUUGCUACUUCUCCUCUAGUGUUUUACCUCAACCCACAACCUCAGAGCAACCCUGGUAGUCCUUGCUACAGCAAUCCACUUCAGUGGAGCUGUCGGACCAGUAAUCGAAAGAGCUUGAUUGUAACAUCCAGCACAUCUCCAACACUUCCACGGCCACAUUCUCCACUCCAUGGCCAUGCAGGUGGAAGUCCAUUGGAUAGUCCCAGAAAUUUCUCCCCAAAUGCGCCUUCUCACUUUUCCUUUGUUCCUGCACGAAGCCAUGGACACAGGGCAGACAGGACAGAUGGGCGUCGUUGGUCACUGGCCUCACUCCCUUCAUCUGGAUAUGGAACAAACACUCCCAGUUCAACAGUUUCAUCAUCAUGCUCAUCUCAGGAGAAGCUGCACCAACUGCCCUAUCAACCGACAGCAGAUGAACUUCAUUUCCUGACAAAGCAUUUCAGCACAGAGAGCAUCACCGAUGAGGAAGGACGGCAUUCUCCAGCAAUGCGCCCCCGGUCUCGCAGCCUCAGUCCUGGUCGUUCUCCAGUGUCAUUUGAUAGUGAAAUAAUAAUGAUGAACCAUGUAUACAAAGAAAGAUUUCCAAAGGCCACAGCCCAGAUGGAGGAACGGCUGGCUGAGUUUAUUGCAUCCAGUGCAUCGGAAAAUGUGCUGCAGCUAGCAGAUGGAGUCCUAAGCUUCAUUCAUCAUCAAGUUAUUGAAUUGGCCAGAGACUGUUUGGAUAAAUCACGUGAAGGGCUUAUUACUUCUCGGUACUUUUAUGAGUUGCAGGAAAACCUUGAGAAACUUUUACAGGAUGCUCACGAACGAUCAGAGAGCUCAGAGGUGGCAUUUGUUACCCAGCUAGUGAAGAAGUUGAUGAUCAUCAUUGCACGGCCUGCACGAUUGCUUGAAUGUCUGGAGUUUGAUCCUGAAGAGUUCUACCAUCUGCUAGAAGCUGCUGAAGGCCAUGCCAAGGAAGGGGAAGGAAUUAAAUGUGACAUCCCUCGUUAUAUUAUCUGCCAGCUGGGCCUUACCAGGGAUCCCCUGGAGGAAAUGGCCCAGUUGAAUAGCUAUGAUAGCCCAGAUACUCCAGAGACAGAUGAUUCUACUGAGGGAAAGAGCCGGGGAGCCACUGUGCAAGUCAAGAAAACUCCAUCUGAGGAGGAAUUUGAAACUAUUAAGCUGAUCAGCAAUGGGGCAUAUGGUGCAGUGUUCUUAGUGCGCCAUAGGACUACACGGCAGCGCUUUGCAAUGAAGAAGAUCAAUAAGCAGAAUCUCAUUUUGAGGAACCAAAUUCAGCAAGCCUUUGUGGAGAGAGACAUCCUAACCUUUGCAGAAAAUCCCUUUGUUGUCAGCAUGUUCUGCUCCUUUGAAACCAAGCGGCACCUGUGCAUGGUCAUGGAAUACGUAGAAGGAGGAGAUUGUGCAACUCUUUUGAAGAAUAUUGGAGCUUUGCCUGUUGAUAUGGCAAGGAUGUAUUUUGCAGAAACUGUACUGGCACUGGAAUAUCUCCACAACUAUGGCAUCGUCCACCGUGACCUAAAGCCUGACAAUCUUCUCAUAACAUCAAUGGGCCACAUCAAGCUAACUGACUUUGGCCUCUCUAAAAUUGGUUUAAUGAGCUUGACAACCAACCUGUAUGAAGGCCACAUCGAGAAAGAUGCCAGAGAAUUCUUGGAUAAGCAGGUGUGUGGGACUCCAGAAUACAUUGCCCCAGAAGUGAUCUUGCGCCAGGGUUAUGGAAAGCCCGUGGACUGGUGGGCUAUGGGAGUAAUCUUGUAUGAGUUUCUAGUUGGCUGUGUUCCUUUUUUUGGCGAUACACCAGAAGAGUUAUUCGGGCAAGUUAUCAGUGAUGAAAUCGUUUGGCCAGAAGGAGAUGAAGCUUUACCACCAGAAGCUCAGGACCUCAUUGGUAAACUUCUCCGACAAAAUCCUAUGGAAAGACUAGGAACAGGUAGUGCAUUUGAAGUGAAACAGAACAGGUUCUUCAAGGACUUAGACUGGAAUGGGCUACUUCGACAAAAAGCAGAAUUUAUUCCACAGUUAGAGUCAGAAGAUGACACAAGCUACUUUGACACUCGUACUGAGCGGUAUCAGCAUUUAGAUUCUGAGGAAGAGGAAGACACGAAUGACGAUGAUCGUGUGGAAAUUAGGCAAUUUUCAUCAUGUUCACCAAGGUUUAGCAAGGUAUAUAGCAGUAUGGAACGUCUUUCCAUCCACGAAGAGAGAAAAACACCACCACCCACCAAGCGCAGCUUGAGUGAGGAAAAGGAUGACAGACUAGAUAGCCUUGGUGGCCUGAAGAGUCGAGACCGCAGCUGGGUGAUUGGGUCUCCUGAAAUACUGCGUAAGCAUAUCUCUGUAUCUGAAUCUUCUCAUACGGAGAGUGACUCCAGCCCACCGCUGACUGUCCGUCGGCGUUCUGGGCUUCUCGACAUGCCCCGCUUUGCCAUUUCGGCUGAGGAAGAAGGGAAAAAGAAACAGCUUGAUGGGACAUCACUGCCUAUGACACAGCCACGGGAAGGUCUUCCUCUUCCAAUUCCAGAACAGCCCGUAGAGCGAGAACUCCAACUCAAUGAUGAUGGGCUAAAAACACCCUCUUCAACUGUCAGUAAUGUGAGCAGCUCAACACUAACAGCUGGGAGCACUACAGACUUCUCUGAUCACCGCACUCGCAGUAACAGCAAUGAGGGCCCAGAAUUUACUACUCCCAAAGCCACAAGUGACUUGGCAGUGCGGCGAGCCCGACACAGGUUACUCUCUGGUGAGUCAGGUGAAAAACGGACUUCACGGCCUGUCAAUAAAGUGAUUAAGUCAGCAUCAGCCACUGCCCUCUCCCUCCUAAUUCCCUCAGAGCACCAUACAUGUUCUCCAUUGGCUAGUCCAAUGUCACCUCAUUCUCUUUCUUCCAACCCAUCUUCGAGAGACUCAUCUCCAAGUCGAGACUUUUCUCCUGCUGUGAUGAACCCUAAGCCACCAAUUAUCAUCCACCGAGCUGGGAAGAAAUAUGGCUUCACACUUCGUGCCAUUAGAGUCUAUAUGGGAAACAGUGAUAUCUACACAGUGCAUCACAUGGUCUGGCAUGUAGAAGAAGGUGGCCCUGCUAGUGAAGCUGGUCUGCGGGAAGGGGACUUGAUAACCCAUGUGAAUGGAGAGCCUGUACAUGGAUUGGUUCAUACUGAAGUGGUGGAGUUAAUCCUCAAGAGUGGGAAUAAAGUGUCCAUAUCUACUACACCUUUUGAGAACACAUCGAUCAAAGUGGGGCCAGCUCGGAAGGCCAGCUAUAAAUCGAAGAUGGCUAGAAGGAACAAGAAAAGCAAAACAAAGGACGGACAGGAAAGUAAGAAGAAGAGCUCUUUGUUCAGGAAGAUCACCAAGCAGGCUUCUCUGCUUCAUACCAGCAGGAGUUUAUCUUCCCUCAACCGUUCUCUGUCAUCUGGGGAAAGUGUUCCUGGCUCACCUACUCACAACCUCUCCCCUCGUUCACCAACACAGAGUUACCGAUCUACUCCUGAGUCUGCACAUUCAGUUGGUGGAAACUCUUCUCAGAGCAGUUCACCUAGUUCCAGUGUUCCGAAUUCUCCUGCCAGUUCAGGACACAUCCGUCCCAGCUCUUUGCAUGGGCUAGCACCAAAGCUUCAACGGCAAUAUCGUUCUCCAAGACGUAAAUCUGCAGGAAACAUUCCUCUCUCUCCACUAGCACACACUCCCUCACCAACUCCACAGUCCACGUCACCUCAGCGCUCACCUUCCCCUUUGCCAGGGCAUUCAGUUGGCAGUUCAGGCAUCAUGCAGUCUUUCCCUGUGAAGUUACACUCCUCCCCACCUCUAGUCCGACAGAUUUCAAGGCCCAAGAGUGCUGAGCCUCCAAGAUCCCCUCUGCUGAAGAGAGUCCAAUCAGCUGAGAAAUUGACCUCCUCUCUAUCAUCCUCAGAAAAAAAGCUGCCCUCUUCACGCAAACACAGCUUGGAUAUCUCCCAUUCCGAAUUUAAGAAGGAGAUGCUCCAGAGAGAUCCAAGCCUCCAAAGCUGGCAGGAAUCUAUGAAUGAAACAACUGGAGGUAAAGUUGGGCUUGCAGAAAAGGGAACACUACAAAAACCUUCUUCCAGGAAAUUAGGGGCUAUUCGGCAAGACAGGGUGGAGAGAAGGGAGUCUCUCCAGAAGCAGGAGGCCAUCACAGAAGUAGAUUCUUCUGAGGAUGAAACUGAUGAAGGGUCAGAAGACAGUCAAGACGGGAAAAAAAUGGACAGGCCACCCUUCAGUACGGACCACCACAUUUCUGAUCCUUUCACAGAGGAGAUGAAGCAUUCUUCCAAGUUGGAAAGCAAAGACAGUAUGGAAGAUGAUGCUUUUCUCCCUGAGGAAACAAAAACUGAUAAUUUGCAGAAUGGGGCAAAUCAACAACAACCAAAGGAUGUUGCAAGGACAUCACUGACUGACAUAGAUGAGUCACAGACUGAAGUUUGUGCAAGAACUUCACCUAUAGAAAAACCUGGUGGCUCUGAAACAAUUAUGCUAAUAUCAGAAUCUGAAACAACAUCAGAGUUAAUACAAGGCAAUAAACCUGUAAGUCAAAAAGAUGCCUAUUUCGAAGAUGCUAAAGAUCCUACGGAAACUCUGAUUAUCCAGGAAAGCAGAGACUGUCCAGAGCAGGUGAAGUGCCUACCACUGAGAUUUCUGCAGCUUGGUCAAGGUGACUGCUCAGGACUGGCAAGUGACAAAAAUAACCUGAAGGAAUCUGCUCCUAAAGCCAACUAUAUAUUUUCACACAAUACUAUCCCUUUGUUAGCACUUUCUUCUUCUACUUGCACAAGUAGCACAAGCUCUCUUCCACUAGUAAGCCAAAUGGAUUGCAAAGACAUGCUUCGGAAAGAGGAACUCCAGUCUACCAAGGAGAGCGCUAGUAUUCAGAAUCUGGGAGAUAAUGGCAAAACCUCUUCACAAAGCUGUCCAAAUGUAGAAGAACCACAAGAGUUGUCCUCUGCAGUGGCAAUUUCAAAACACAAAAGUCAUACAAGUGAUAAAAACCUAAGUUGUCUUCCAGGUAGUCCAAAAUUCACACUUGAUGUCCAAGCUGAAAGUGGAGAAGCACUUUGGUCAACUUCUUAUUUAGCAACAGGUGCAAAAGGCAUGUUGGUCCCAGUGAAUGUCAAUAUAUCUGGCUCAAGAGAACUAGAAAAAACAAGAGAAGAGUUACCACAGGAGGAACUGUUUUAUUUAAAAGGGAGUGUGCCCAAGCAAGGAAUGCAGGAGAUAGUAAAGCAAGUCCCAGAAGCAGCCAAAACUUUCAGCAUAGGUGGUCUCAUUAAAACAUGUGGUUCCUGCAUUGAGUCAGGAACCCCAGCAGUAUCUUGGGAGUCAGAGUGUCCAAUGGGAGCAAAAGAGGAGCCAGAGUGUGGUAACUCUAAUGUAUCUAAAAUGUUGGAUAAUGAGUGGCAAAUGCCUCCAUCUGAAGAUCGACCAGAUGGCACCGCAAGGCAAAGCAUGAGGGUUUCUUCACGACCAGAUGGUAGCCAGAGUUCUAAAAAGGAGACUACUUUGAUGUCAGGAAAAAUCAGCGAGACUGGAGGUCACUUACAAACGAAAGACUUCCUGUUCUCAGAAAAUAAUGUUGUGAAGAAAACAUAGCAGUAUCUCUAUAUUCAGAAACAAAGACAACAUUAGUAGAACAAAAAUAUAAAACAGAAAACCUGUACAUCUAUUUUUUUGUAGAUUUGUGUUUUCACACUCUUGCCUUUUUCAUUCUUGCAAUUCUAUUUUUGUACACAGCAUUUGCCAUUUGAUGCCUCUUGACAGGGUAUCUUUACAACAAGAUUACAAAAUGGUUUGCAAACUUCUAUUUUCUUUUUAAAUUUUCCCCCUUAAUUUUAGAGCAUCCUGUGGAUUGUCUACCUUUUGAGCAUUUUUCUCAUCUCUUUCAAAUUUCCAGAGAAAACAAGGCAGCUCUCUUGAAAAGGACAUAUUUUGACCAUCAGCUCCAAAUUUCCAAAAUUUUAGAUAAUUCCUUACAUUGGCAAGGAUAAAGAAAUAAACACAUUUGAUGGCAGACUCUUCAGAAAUUCUUAUGCCACCGCACACCUUCUUUUCUUACAUAUCGUAGACGGCCACAUAUAUCUGUGAGGGAAAUUUUACGUGUCAAUCUGUGCAAUGGGCAAUAUUUUUUUUAAAAAAAAAUUAAGCAAAAUGUUGAAACAAAUCUUCAGUUUGUGUUUGAAUUAUUUUUACUUUGUUUUAAAAGAAACACUCCAUCUUCAACCUUUUUAAAAAUUGUAAUGCUUUUUUCCUUACUGGUCUUUCUUUGCUCAGAACAGGCAAUUACCUAAAAAGAGGUAAAGGGUGUAUCAGUUACCAUAGCUCUUAGUGAAGUAGCCGAUUCCACUAACACUUUGUUGGAGGUGAGCGUCUGAGACCAUCCCACCCAUCUUGUGGGGCUAAUUAGUUUGUUGUGGAACCAGUUAACAUAAAGCAGAGUUCUUCUUUGACUUAGUCAGUGGGAAGUGAUCUUCACUGAUUUGUCGAGGAAAGGCUGAGACAAACCACUAUUAGUGAAAUAGUCCUAUUAGCUUCAGUGUAUCUUUCCCAAGUGUAAGUAUUUAGUAAGUUGGCCCCUAUAUCACACAGAUGAACUAUAUGUUUAUUAUAAUUCAGUUCCCUCUCCAUUGCUUAAUCCACUUGUGUUGUUUCUAAAAGGCCUAGGUUUUCUAAGAAACCUUUUGUUAGCUUUUGAAAGCUCAGCAUCAACUGGUGCUUUAAAAAACACACAGCUAGAUCUAUAAUACUGCACUGAUAUAGAUAUAGAUAUAGAUACACAUACAGUCAAGCAAAAGCUGCAGCAUUUCAAGUCUAUCACUUAUUGAAUCUAAUUACAGUUUAUAGGCAAAGGUGGCUAUUUCCAUAACCCCAUAAUAUUUCUGAAUUUAACUUAUAGCCUUGCCUAACAAGAUACAUCAAUAUGUGUGGGCAGAGAAAGUAAUUAUUUGCACAGUCUGCUGUUCUACGUAGACAGUUAGUUGAUCACAUGAUGACUGUAAUAGCUCUCCAGGGCAAGGACUGUGGUUAAUUAUAGUACAGCUUCGUUACCCUGCCAUGUUUCUGAUGUAAAGCCUCUUCCUGCACCAUUUCUCCUUACAGAGGCUAUAUGUACUUUUUGACUAGCAACAUGCUCUUAAAACUUUAAUUUAUUAUCAUCACAUUUCAAGUGUCUUUGUAUCUUGUUUGAACUCCCUCAUCACCCACCCACCCCGGCAAAUUACUCUAUACCUAAUUCUUGAUUCUUUGGUUUCAGUUUUGGACCAACUUAUUUUUGAUUUGGGAUUCUUUUUACAUUAACCACUGUUUGUGUGUGUGUGUGUGUGUGUGUGUGUGUAAGUGUAAGUAAAAGGGAAUGCGCUGUGUGUGUGUUGUAAUGCUGUAAAAGGUCCAUUGGUUUUCUCAUAUGUAAACUUGAAACUUUAGUACUCAAAAUGUCACCAAUAAUAGUUCCCACAUCGAUUUUAUUAAAUAAAACCUUCUAAUCUCCUUAAUCCUGCAACCAGCACUCAAGAGCUAACUUUAUGUAUUGGCAUCCAGGAUGCCCGCCUUUAAUAUCACUUUGCUGUAUUACUCUCCAAACAAGGCAAUUGGGGCACCAGUACAUAGACAUAUUUAGGAAAGGGGCAUUGUGGCUAAUAUGAGUUGAUGGCAUAGUCACUCAGAAAUGUACAUUAACUUGAAUAAUGUAAUAGUGUGAAAUACUAUAAUUUAGACUAAGAAUUUGAGCCCUGGGGAUAAAUAAUGUAGCUUCAAACAUAUCUUGUAGCAUCUGUAUACACAAAGGCAGCCAAAGGGUUUGUAUCUCUAGUUUAGCCAAAUAAAACACCUCAUUUCUUAAAAUAUAGAUGCUACCUUUUUGAUAUGCUUAUUAUACCAUUACCAGGAAACCUCUAUAGUUCUUGGAAAGCCUUCAUUUUUCACCACUACUUGGUAGAUUCCUAUAACAGGACCCACUUUAGUAAAAUUAUUGGCAAACUUUCCAUAAAAUCUCAAUGCUAAUAGAACAGAUUUAUUCUUUGGACAUUUAUAUGGAUGAGCUCUGACAAUCAUGACGUUACUGAGGACAAAUUUAGGCUCUUAAAAGCACUUAAACUUUAAGCCUAGCAGGAGGUGGUGUGUAAUGGCCAGGUUAAACGGAUGUUACCAUGUUGAGGGAAAGCAGGUGUUAGUAUGACUUAUUUUAUAGUCCAGUUAAACCACUCAGUGCAUACAGUGCUGAUCCAGCUAGCUGAGACCCUGAUCUCUGUGUCGUUCCAUGAUUGGAGAACUCUGUUUAGGCACAAGAUGUAUGCAGUUAUCUACUUUCCCAUUUUAUUUUAUUUUAUUUUGGAUGUUUGGAAUUCAUUUGUUUUCCUCAUGCAACCUUUACACUUUCAGUAUCUGAUGAUGCAUUCCUCGACAAUACUUCACACCAUUAAAUAGGGCAUCUAAAACCAGCAGAUCGAUUCUUAGUGUAAACAUUAGAUUUUAGCGUUGCUAAAAACCACUCCUGGGGGACAAUGCCCAAGACCUUGUGGUGCUCAUUAAGCUACAAAACAAUACUCAUCAUUGAGCAGGGUAAGAGGAAUGACCUGUGGGAUUUUCUCCCCUCAUCAGCACUGAAUUAAGGUGUGAUUUGGAUUUUUUGUUUCUUCCUGUGGGGAGGGUGAAUUCUUUCUCCAGUUUUAUCCUACUGGACAUGAAGGAUGAUACCGUACUUCUAGUAAAUGAUUUUACAGCUGUGUGUGUGUGUUUACAAUGUGUUUUGAUUUUUUGUUAUUUGGGGGCUGUAAGCACAGCUUUCAUGCUGGGUUCAAUUUCAAGCUGGUGCCACUCAGCAUCUGGCUAGUAGAGGAUAAUGUGGGAUAUGUGUUUUUAGAAACUUGAACAAUUGCCACAUAAUAGAGGUGCAAUAAUUUUUAUUCAUGUUGUACCUGCAUGUUGAUGUUCAAAUACUCCUCUGAAAUACACUUCAUUUUUAU